AUGUGCUCAUCACUUGUGAAUGUUUGCUUUCCACAGCUCUCAUUCCUGCAAAGAAUGAAUUUGAGCCACCUGGAGAAUAUGCCUUUAGGCCAUUCAAGUCCUCAAAGAGCACAGAGACCAUCCUGGAAGAAAUGGCUACUCUACUCAACAACAGUUAUUUUGCUAUUACUUUGCUCCUUCAGUACACUAAUCUUUACUUGUCUUCCACUCAAGACUGUCAAUGGGCCCUGUAUUGCAAAGUUUGGACCAUUACCUUCAAAAUGGCAAAUGCCCUCUCCUGAGCCUUCUUGUGUGAAUAAGACAGCUGAUUGGAGGCUGAAAAUACUUCAGAAUGGUUUGUAUUUAAUUUACGGCCAAGUGGCUCCCAAUACAGCCUACAAGGGGCGAGCUCCUUUUGAGGUGCUGCUACGUAAGAAUGAAGACCCCAUACAAGCUCUAACGAACAACUCUACAAUCCAGAACGUAGGAGGGGCUUAUGAAUUCCAUGCUGGAGAUGUAAUAGACUUGAUAUUCAACGCUGAACAUCAGGUUCUAAAAAAUAACACAUACUGGGGGAUCUUUUUGCUAGCAAAUCCCCAGUUCAUCUCCUAGAGACUCGAUUUGGUCUCCUCCGUCCUCUUCAGCACAUGCAGAGAU
This is a messenger RNA of Balaenoptera musculus (blue whale), 636 nucleotides long. RefSeq names its product TNF superfamily member 18 (gene TNFSF18). The coding region runs from base 1 to 591 and encodes 196 amino acids. Gene Ontology annotation, molecular function: tumor necrosis factor receptor superfamily binding. Gene Ontology annotation, biological process: tumor necrosis factor-mediated signaling pathway; T cell proliferation involved in immune response. Lineage: Eukaryota; Metazoa; Chordata; Mammalia; Artiodactyla; Balaenopteridae. The transcript is spliced from 3 exons. The record is from RefSeq and is a predicted model, not a curated record.